CGGACUAGUAUAGCUUCGUAACAUCCCCGGCAGAAUAGGCUUUCGCCUGGUGUGAGGGAAGCGAACGGACUGCUAGUUCUAAAGGGACUGGGGUUGACAGCAAGAGGUCAGAAACUAAAUCUACAAGGUGAACAGUUCACAGACCAAAUCUACAAGGCUUUCCGCUGAGCCAAAUGAAAGAUGAUGCAAGAGACUUGCGGAUUGGUGGAAUUUUACACACCUCCAAAUGAAGUGAACUGACUCAGUGAGAGGGAUGCUGUCCAGGCUGCUGAGCAGUGCGCUCGUCCGGCUGGAGCCGGCGCUCUUCCGGGGCGUUCACACGGGGAUCCGCCCCGCCUCCACCACUGCCGCCCACCAAAAACGCGUGGAGCGCCCCCUGUCUGCGGAGGAGGUGUACGCUCGCGAGGAAAAAUACGGAGCACACAAUUACCACCCCCUCCCUGUGGCUCUGGAGAGAGGAGAAGGCAUCCACGUGUGGGACGUUGAAGGGCGCAGGUACUACGACUUCCUGAGCGCCUACAGUGCGGUGAACCAGGGCCACUGCCACCCCAAAAUCAUCGCCGCGCUCAACGGCCAGGCCUCCCGCCUCACGCUCACCUCCCGGGCCUUCUACAACGACGUCCUGGGCGAGUACGAGGAGUUCGUCACCAGCCUGUUCGGCUACCACAAGGUCCUGCCCAUGAACACAGGUGUUGAAGCGGGGGAAACAGCCUGUAAACUGGCCCGGAAAUGGGCGUACAAUGUAAAGGGCGUUCCGAAGAACAAAGCCAAGAUUAUCUUCGCAGAGGGAAACUUUUGGGGGCGCACAAUGGCGGCCAUCUCCAGCUCCACAGACCCCAGCAGCUACGAGGGGUUCGGCCCCUUCAUGCCCGGGUUCGAGCUCGUUCCUUACAACGACCUGCCAGCACUGGAGCGGGCCCUGCAGGACCCUAACGUGGCAGCCUUCAUGGUGGAGCCCAUCCAGGGAGAGGCUGGGGUGGUGGUACCAGAACCAGGGUACCUGACCAGAGUGAGGGAGCUGUGUAGUCAGCACAAUGUUCUGUUCAUCGCUGACGAGGUGCAGACGGGCCUUGCGCGUACGGGCCGGAGGCUGGCUGUAGACCACGAGGUGGUGCGUCCGGACCUGGUGAUGCUGGGGAAGGCGCUUUCCGGAGGAGUCUAUCCGGUGUCUGCGGUGCUGUGUGAUGAUGAGGUCAUGCUGACCAUCAAGCCCGGGGAGCACGGCUCCACUUACGGAGGAAACCCCCUGGCCUGCCGCAUCGCCAUCGCUGCCCUGGAGGUUCUGGAGGAGGAGAAGUUGGCAGAGAACGCUGAUAAGAUGGGCCAGCUCCUGAGGGCGGAGCUGAGGAAACUGCCCGACGACAUCGUCACCACGGUGCGGGGGAAAGGCCUACUCAACGCCAUCGUCAUCAAGGAGACAAAAGACUACGACGCCUGGAAGGUGUGCCUGCGCCUUCGAGACAACGGCCUCCUGGCUAAACCCACGCACGGCGACAUCAUCAGAUUUGCCCCGCCCCUCAUCAUCAAGGAGGAUGAGAUCAGAGAGUGCAGUGACAUCAUCAAGAAGACCAUUCUGUCCUUCUGAGUCAUCUGACUUCUCCCAGACUACCAUCUUUUAUUGGCUACAAACUUUCAGACUGAUCCUGCUAUAAGCUGUCAACAAGAAUGUAUCCCCCAAUGAAGUAUGGCACCUUUCGACAUACGAAUAACUUUAACAUUUAAAAAGUGUGACCCAGAACCCUUCAGACAGUAUUCUUCCAGAGCUAUGUUUGUUGGGGCAUUCAUGAUUUUAAAGAUUACACUGUGGUAGUCUUAAUUUGAUCCUUUUAGCGAUGACUGGUGCAUACUGCUGUUAGCGUUGGUAAGAGCCAGUAGUUCCGUGGGUUACUGCUUGUUUUAAUUUUGGUUUAUCAGUUUAUGUUCUACAACAAUAGCAUGUUGUACAAUAAUAUCUCCGGGCCAAUAAUAGGUCAUAUGUUUGGGCCAGAGCGAUAAUAGUUCUGGCCUGUCCUUAUCAUGCAAUCUCACAAUUAAUGCGGUAACAAUCACAGGAUAUCCCAUAAUCACACAAAUACGGUUUUAAGCUUAACCAAAAUAUUUCAUCCAAAAACAGAACGCAUCUUAAAACACAUUGCAUAAGUGUGGAACGAAAAAAUAUGAAUAUAGGUUCAUUCUGUAUGUUUUUAAAAAAUAAGAAUGUUGGUUGUUUUUAAGUGAGAUAUUCAAUUUAAAUGGAUACGGAUGAUGUCACUACUGAAGAAUGUGGUUUGAAACCCGCAGCUCUUAAAGGGGGCACAGCGGAUAGUUAAGGGCAGGAGGGUUGUCCUGCCUUUAGGCCAGCGGUGCUCAUUUCACUGCUCAGGGAUCCAUCACUAAGACACCCUGGAGAAACUGUGAAGCUGGGAAGAUGAAAUAUGAAAAUCGAGAGGGGGGGGGGGGGGGGAGCUGUGGGUAUCACGAGUACAGAACUUGGUGUUUGCACUUUUUUUGCUGUACAAUAUUGAAUAUUUUGCUCUUCUAUCUGAUGAAAGUUGAAUGGACUCGACUGUGAUGUAUGCCUGCAGAGUUUGCAAUGCAUUGCUGAAUCCCAAAUUAGUGCAAUUCUUCAACCAAUGGAUCCAAAUAUGUAUCACCAUUUGCUGUUCUUACCAGAAACUUCACUGUAACAUUUGCAUUCUGUUCAAUUGGCAAUAGCGUACAGGUCAAUAUCAUUUUGGGGGGAAAUUGUUGCAAACCUAUUUUAAUAAAAUUUGGGAAAGUA
This is a messenger RNA of Conger conger (European conger), 2761 nucleotides long. RefSeq names its product ornithine aminotransferase, mitochondrial-like. Bases 254 to 1585 code for a protein of 443 amino acids. Gene Ontology annotation, molecular function: identical protein binding; L-ornithine transaminase activity; pyridoxal phosphate binding. NCBI's taxonomy places the organism in Eukaryota, Metazoa, Chordata, Actinopteri, Anguilliformes, Congridae. The record is from RefSeq and is a predicted model, not a curated record. The transcript has 11 exons. Gene Ontology annotation, cellular component: cytoplasm.